Molecule: messenger RNA, 2067 nt
Organism: Gigantopelta aegis
Lineage: Eukaryota; Metazoa; Mollusca; Gastropoda; Neomphalida; Peltospiridae
Exons: 5
Coding region: 9-764 (251 amino acids)
Source: RefSeq, a predicted model, not a curated record
UAACAGCCAUGAAGGCAGUCUGCAUAUUGGUGCUCGUAGUCGCCGCCUGUCAGGCGUGGAACCCGUACCAGGAGAAGUACAGACCGGUUUACUAUCCGUAUAUACCGCCGGCGAAGAAAUGUUGGGUCUACCUUGAUAGGGCUGCGGAGUACAAACUAAGCCACGUGCAGUCGGGCUAUCCAGAUCAUUACAUCAAGUUGGAGUUGCACAAGAAUCCGAACCUGCGUGUGGUGUUGUACGGCCAGCCUGCAAUCCCUGUCUACCCCGUUAAGCCAGUCCAACCCGUGCACCCCCUACCACCGCAUCGUGGACUCCUCCCUGAUCAUAACAGACUCGUUGCAUUCGGAAACAAGUUGGCAGGAGUCCUGCAUCGUUACAAAAGAUCAGUGGUGGGGCACGGUUCAGUGAGAAAGGUGUACGGCAAGCUAGUCGGUGAGGUGUGUCCAAGCUACCAGUACACCCUGCGUCAGUUCUACUCCUACAGCGGACGAUGCUGGGUGAUCAACCCGGACUACCAGAAAAUCAAAUACACUCGAUGUCACGACUCGAACAACCGGAACUGCAAAUUCUGCACUGAGAACUCAGCGCCGCGACAUUACGCGCACAACCACUACGCCCAGAAGCAACGCGUCAGUAAGUGCGUGGAGUCGUACGAGACGGUGUACGUGUGGGCGUACUGCGAGAAGCUGGCCCAGUACAGCAGAAUCAGGCGAAUCACACUCCAUCUGCCGUACCGCUGUAACUGCAAGAUCUACGAGUGUUGACAACGCACAGACGCGCGUUACGAUUAAAGCUGUAUCCUAGUCGGACGCGAGCGCGGUGCGAGCGAUUAUUUUAGAAACCAUAGAUUUUCAAUCGCCGUAUUCUAUAACCGCUCGCGUACGGCGCGACACAGUACCGAGGGAAGUCUUUCUAUUUUUACCACGCGCGGCACGAGCACCAAACAUAUAUUAACCAAUCGGACAAGUUUUACUUGGCGGUUUUAACUGUUGAUAACAAUUUCAAAAUGGAGACUUUUGUUACGGCCCCGUCUGGUUAGGAUUAUAAAUAUUAUGGCAUCGGUUGCUUGCAUCGCUCACGUCGCUUGUGUAGCACGCGUCCGGUUAGGAUACAGCUUAACAGUAGUUCCUGUCAUAUACCCGAGUCUGUCUAUGAAGUUCUCCUUUUAUAACAACCUCGUAUUUGAUCUACACUAAACAUCAAACGAAACGCAAAUAUAAUUUUCAUUUCUAACAUUAAAUUGUAUUGUUAUGUUUUUUUUUAGAACUGAAGUAAGGAAUGUUUCAGUUAACGAAUCGCUCUACAUAUUUCAAUUACUUUUAUAUGAAUUCAGACAUAUGGAUAAGGACCAUACAGCUAAUGAGAGAAGAAACCCGUUUUUAGAAUGGAGAUUCAGGAGAAUUACAGGUCGAUAUUCCUUUUUAUAAUUCCUCAGAACUGAACGUUUGUAAUCCUGUAAAUCUGUUCUGAAUACAGACUGACCAUUAGGCCUACUUUGAUGUGCGUUUCUUUUGUUGUUCAGUAUAUUAAAGUAAUUAGCAGUUUGGAGUUAACGUGUAGGAUUCUGUCGCUGUCAAACUAAAAUAUCUACUAUACUAGGUCAAACUUUGUUAUCUCGAUGUUGAAGAGAAUCAUAAUGGUGGUUCGAGAUAAACAUGACUGUUGUUGGUUGAAAUUAUACCUUUGAGAAAUCUCUAUAUUUCAUGAUAUCGUGGGUUCGUAAGUUUAUAAGGGUCGAGCUAAAAAAAAAGUUUGAUAACAUAUAGAUAAUGCAAUUUAGUAGUUAUAUUUAGAAAAACAAUUCUGUAAGUGUUUUGUGAUGACUAAUUAUUUAUUUUUUUAAAAGUCUUAAUGGCAGUAGCAGCGGCACAGAAAUACAGGUGUUAAUUUGAUAAUUUGCUGGUUUAAUUCACUUUAGAUCAUUAAUAAAACGAUGUACACAAACUGUUAUAUUAUAUUUCGUUCAAUCCUCUUCUACACAAAUUUUUUUAGUAUUCUAUUAUGCGUUGUUCUUCAAAAAUAUUCUUACAAAAUAGAGCUGUUUCUUAGUAAAUAGUUGGAACAUAA